UACCCGUUGUGUUUUAGGAAUGUAACAAGAGCAAUUCAAGAUCCCGUAUCGUCGUAUGUUACCCAAAAUUUUUGACAAAGGUCAAGUGACAUCGGCUUCGUUAUCAAUCUUGCUGAAGUUACUGCUAUGUCAAGAAGUCAUUAAACCGUUUCAGUUCCUGAUUAGUUGAAGAAGCUUCUAACGUAUGCAAACAUUGGGAAUCAUUUUAAUAAAGUUCUAAACAAAUAUUUAUAUUUCUUUGGUGUUUGAUCGCUGUUCAACGAAACAAAUUAAAUAUAAAUUAUAAUCAUUAAGUUCUGUGCAGGCAGUGCAUUCAUGGAGUUAUCUUACAUUAUCUUCUCUGUCUUUCUUGUCGUGGGAAAAUAUGAUUCAGCACCUGUUUAUUCGAAUAUUGAUACUAUCUCACCAUCUUUGUCUGCGAUAAAUUUUAUGAAGGAGUAUGGGUACUUGGAAAGUGGUACAGCUGACUCGGAUGCGUUAUAUGAGAAAAGUGCCAUAACAAACGCAGUAAAAACUUUACAAGAGUUUGGCAAUAUCCCAGUUACUGGGCAACUGGAUAACACGACGCUUAAGUUAAUGGCAUCUCCACGAUGUGGUGUUCCUGAUAUUUUAAGGAAAAAGGAAAAAUCUACGACGUAACAAGCGUUUCAUAAUAGGAUCGAAAGGUUGGAAAACAAUAAACAUCACAUGCUUGUAUGUACUUAAAAACAUUUAACAAUGAAGCACAACAGCUUAGCUUAUCUUCCAUGUUCAUUACAUGUAUCUAUUAUUACGUGUAUCACAAAUAGUAUAACUAACUGGACGCCAAAGGUGGGAGAAGAAACGAUUACAUCUGAAAUUGGGACUUUGAACAGAUGGAGCGAGUAUUCAAGACUUAACUUUACGCCGAUUCAUAGUCCAUAUCCUGAGAUUGUCAUUGCUUUUAAU
Molecule: messenger RNA, 927 nt
Organism: Bombus pascuorum
Lineage: Eukaryota; Metazoa; Arthropoda; Insecta; Hymenoptera; Apidae
Product: matrix metalloproteinase-24-like
Exons: 4
Coding region: 316-639 (107 amino acids)
Biological process (GO): proteolysis; extracellular matrix organization; collagen catabolic process
Cellular component (GO): extracellular matrix
Molecular function (GO): metalloendopeptidase activity; zinc ion binding
Source: RefSeq, a predicted model, not a curated record